UCGAAUUCUGAUUGGGUUUUCGCAGGGAGGUGGGUGGUUACAGGGCGGAGCUUCCGAUAACAACACUCCGAGCUGGAGCUGAGGCUGUUUGUUGCUGCGCCGCCACCGCCCGAGUCCUAGUCUGCGCUCUUCUCGGGCUCUUAGCAGCAGCCCUCGCCGCCUUUCAUCUCUGGCUUCGCUUGCUCCUUCUCUUCCUGCUGAACCACUUUCCUCCUAGCGCUAUGACCGUCGUCUCCGUCCCGCAGCGGGAGCCGCUGGUCCUGGGCGGCCGCCUCGGGCCCCUAGGCUUUUCCGCCCGCGGUUACUUCGGGGCCCUCCCGAUGGUAACCUCGGCUCCGCCGCCUCUACCUCGGAUUCCGGACCCCCGGGCACUUCCCCCCACCCUCUUCCUCCCUCACUUCCUAAGCAGGGACGGUCCGUGUCUGACCCCUCAGCCUCGCGCCCCAGCACCUUUGCCCAACUGCAGUCUCGCCCCGGCGGGGGGCACCCCUCGGGCCGCACCAAAGAAGCGGCGAAAGAAGAAGGUGCGGGCCAGCCCGGCGGGGCAGCUGCCCAGUCGCUUCCACCAGUACCAGCAGCACCGGCCGAGCCUGGAGAGCGGGCGGAGCCCCUCAACGGGCCGGAGCGGAGCGCAGGAAGUCCCGAACCAGGCCGCCGCCGCGGCCCCGGGUCCUGCAACUGCAACCCCAACUGAGGAAGAGAACCUUUUCCGUGUUCCGCUGCCUCCCGCGACGCCUGGCCAGCCCUCGUUUAGAAAAGAGGUUUUAAAAUCAAACAUGGGAAAAUCGGAGAAAAUCACCGUUCCCCAUGGGCAGCUUGUUCAUGGUAUGCACUUAUGUGAACAGCCAAAGAUAAACAGACAGAAAAGCAAAUAUAACUUACCACUAACCAAGAUCACCUCUGCAAAAAGAAAUGAAAACAACUUUUGGCAGGAUUCUGUUUCACCUGAUAUAAUUCAAAAGCAGGAAAAAAAGCCUUUUAAAAAUACUGAGAACAUUAAAAAAAAGCAUUUGAAGAAAUCAGCGCUUCUAACUGAAGUGAACCAAAAGGAAAAUUAUGCUGGGGCAAAGUUUAGUGAUCCACCUUCUCCUAGUGUUCUUCCAAAGCCGCCUAGUCACUGGAUGGGAAGCACUAUUGAAAAUUCCAACCAAAAUAGGGAAUUGAUGGCAGUACAUUUAAAAACUCUCCUAAAAGUUCAAACUUAGAUCUCAAGUUUCAGUAUGUAUGUAAAACAUAGUUUUUCCAAAAUCCCUGGAUUCUUGAAAAUUGGUACAGAAAUGGAAAUAUGCCUUGUAACCUACAAGGGCAAAAGAUGAGUUUUAAAAAUUACAAACAGCUUGUAUUAUAUUUUAUAUUUUGUAAAUACUGUAUACCAUGUAUUAUGUGUAUAUUGUUGAUACUUGAGAGGUACAUUAUAGUUUUGUUAUGAAAGUAUGUAUUUUGCCCUGCCCAAAUGGUAGGUGUUUUGUAUAUAUACAAUGAGAAAUUUUAAGUGUGUGCUAAGGCACAUGGAAGACCAAUUUAUUUGCACAAGGUACCGAGAGAUUUUUCAAGAAACAGCUGGCGAAUCUCAAGGUGAAGAUCUAAAUGUGAACAGUUUACUAAUGCACUACUGAAAUUUAAAUCUGUGGCACAAUCAUUGUAAACAGGGGUUUGCCUUUCUCUUUAAAUUGAUUUCUGCCUUCUAAUCUGUAAUUACUGCAAAACUCCUAUUCUCACUUUUAACAAACUUAAUUUCUGGUUUUUGGUUUAUAACCAUAUCCAAAUUUAAAAGACCUCUAAUUUUAAUGCCAACAAAAUCGGUUGUAAUCAAAUUUUCAAAUAAUAAUUUGGCCUCCUCCCCCACUUUUUAAACUAGUCUUGACUCUGUGUGUGUGCCUGUGUUCCAUGUUUGAAUGUGUGACUAGGAGGUGGAUUUUCACUUUCACUUUACUAGCUAAAUGUCUUUAGCUUUAUACUAAUUGUCCAUCCUCCAUCUGGAGUUUAGAGGGACCAAUAAUUUCACACUAGUACCUCUUAGGGGAGGAACUCCCCAUCUUACAAACAGAAAUGGUUGUGGUCAAAAGUAAAUCUGAUUCGUUUAUAACUUAGAAUAUAUGUAUGGUUUCAUAAAGUACUAUUUGACUUGA
This is a messenger RNA of Miniopterus natalensis, 2129 nucleotides long. It is a transcript of the gene PNRC1, whose product is annotated as proline rich nuclear receptor coactivator 1. The record is from RefSeq and is a predicted model, not a curated record. NCBI's taxonomy places the organism in Eukaryota, Metazoa, Chordata, Mammalia, Chiroptera, Miniopteridae.